Molecule: messenger RNA, 1913 nt
Organism: Plectropomus leopardus (leopard coralgrouper)
Lineage: Eukaryota; Metazoa; Chordata; Actinopteri; Perciformes; Serranidae
Gene: hadhb
Product: hydroxyacyl-CoA dehydrogenase trifunctional multienzyme complex subunit beta
Biological process (GO): fatty acid beta-oxidation
Cellular component (GO): mitochondrion
Molecular function (GO): acyltransferase activity, transferring groups other than amino-acyl groups
Source: RefSeq, a predicted model, not a curated record
UUUGAAAGCGUAGUCCAGUUCAGUGUCGCUGCCGAGUCUAGGCGAGAGUUUGACAGGAGAGACGCGUCGGCAAACACUUUGCUGAAAUACAGAACAUAAUGGCCUCCAUGUUGCUGAACACGAUUCGGAGCUCCUCUGUCAGCCCUUCCUGGGCAGUACGGUUGGGGGCACGUUCCCUCAGUACGACAGCCCAGCUUCAGGCUCAGGUUCAGACAAAAAGCAAAAAGACACUGGCUCGGCCUGGUGUGAAGAACAUUGUUCUGGUGGAAGGAGUUCGAACCCCUUUCCUGAUGUCUGGAACCACAUAUGCUGACCUAAUGCCCCAUGACUUGGCCAGAGCAGCUCUGCAGGGUCUGCUGCACAAGACAGGUUUACCCAAAGAUGCUGUAGACUACAUCAUAUAUGGAACAGUCAUUCAGGAGGUCAAAACAAGCAAUGUAGCAAGAGAGGCAGCGUUGGGUGCAGGCUUCUCUGACAAGAUCCCAGCUCACACAGUCACCAUGGCCUGCAUCUCCUCCAACCAGGCAAUGACCUCAGCUGUUGGUCUGAUUGCUGCAGGCCAGUGUGAUGCUGUUGUGGCAGGAGGGGUGGAGUUCAUGUCUGACGUUCCUAUUCGUCACAGCCGUAAGAUGAGGAAGACCAUGCUGUCCCUGAACAAGGCGAAGACCCUUGGCCAAAGGCUCAGUCUGAUUGGCAGCAUCCGGCUGGCACAUUUAUCCCCUGAGCUUCCUGCUGUGGCUGAGUUCUCCACAUCUGAAACGAUGGGCCACAGUGCCGAUCGUCUGGCUGCUGCAUUUGGGGUCUCCAGAGUGGAGCAGGAUGAGUUCGCUCUGCGAUCACACUCUCUGGCUAAAAAGGCCCAGGACGCAGGUUUGCUAACGGAUGUCAUCUCCUUUAAAGUGCCAGGACGUGAUAUUGUUUCCAAGGACAAUGGCAUCCGCCCAUCCUCCAUGGAGCAAAUGGGCAAACUAAAGCCAGCCUUCAUCAAACCUCACGGCACAGUCACCGCUGCCAACUCCUCUUUUCUGACUGACGGCGCCUCUGCUGUGCUCAUCAUGUCUGAAGAGAAAGCUUUGGCUAUGGGUUACAAGCCCAAAGCCUACCUCAGAGACUUUGUCUACGUGUCCCAGGACCCCAAAGAUCAGCUGCUUUUGGGGCCAACAUACGGUACGCCAAAGGUCCUGGAACGGGCUGGCCUGACCAUGAAUGACAUUGACGUCUUUGAGUUCCACGAGGCAUUCGCAGGACAGAUAAUGGCAAACCUGAAGGCUAUGGACUCAGAUUGGUUCGGCCAGACAUACUUGGGCAGGACAUCGAAGGUUGGAACUCCUUCCAUGGAGAAGUUCAACCUGUGGGGAGGCUCUCUGUCUUUGGGUCACCCGUUCGGUGCCACAGGCUGCAGACUGGUAACCACAGUGGCACACCGGCUGCAGAAGGAGGGAGGACAGUACGGACUGGUGGCAGCUUGUGCAGCUGGAGGACAGGGUCAUGCCAUGGUGAUCGAGGCCUACCCCCAGUAACGUACCUAAGCCUGCGCUUGAAACCUUAUCUGAAGGUUCGUCACGACGGCUGCAGACGCUUACAUCCAGACAACAGAGUGUACAUACUAGCACCACCUUGCCUUGAUCAGAGAGGAGUCAGAUAUAGUAUGUGAGUGCGCUGUAGGAAUUUUGUGUAAAUUCAUCUUUGCAUAAACGCAGUUAAAUUAUAUCAGAAUGUUGUCGAGGAAUGUUGCCAAUGAGUUUAUGGACUUUGUGGUGCAUCAAGUCAGCGAUGUCACUGAGUCGAAUGUAACAUAGCUAGAUUCAAGUACACAGAGGAGAUGCAGUUCUGAUGUUUAUAGACGCUGUUAAUGUUUUUUUCUUACAAACUGUUGGAAUUAAAGGGUGUGACGAUGACCACACUGACACUCA